UGUCCGACAAUGUUUGAGAAAAACCUGUACAGGUUCUCUGGGUUACUGCUACUGAAAAUCCAAUACAGAUACCAUUAAAAAAAUAACAAAUAUAUAUCAUUCUGAUUUUCGUUGCUUUGUAAUAAUUAUAAGCACGACCUUUGUCGCUAAGGAUGGCUUCUGGUUUCAAACAUCAACUUUCUUUACUUUCAGCUUGAUUAUUUGAGUGCAAUCUGCAGUAAAAUAUUUAUUAGCCGAAAUAGAUCGAUCCUUUUGUUCCUGAAUAGUUUUGGCAAGAAUUCAAGUCUGCCCUUAAUCAGCUGUGACAAUCGUCGAAAGACUCGUCGAACGUAGUGAGAGUACGUCACCCUUGAACAAGAAACAGCAUUAUGCUCCAUACUGUUUACUGGAAGGAAAUGAUUCCUACGAUCCUGUUGGCGCUCCUUUUAGUCUGUAAAGAAAUCACGGAAGCAAAAGACCCUCUCCAGUGCUACUCAUGUAGCGGCACCUCGCAAUCCUGCCAGAACGCGUAUGACUACCUGGUAACCACGUGCGACGCAUGGUCGACGACGUGCGUGACGAUUCGACACUCGAACCAACCGCUGGACAAGAAAAAGCACGGCGUCGAUAGCGUAUAUUAUUUCCGUGGCUGCGCUCGCGGCUACUUCAGCCGCAUUUCACUCGAUGCCACCAGACGAUCAAGACGCAUUGUGGAAGCGGAAGUCUUAAUGUGUGACACACCAAAGUGCAACGGGAAGAGCAACGUGACCUUUGUUCCCAUAACCGUGCCCAGUUCAACCGCGAGCACAACAACGGGGACCACCACGGCGCCUUGCAGAUAACGAUAGACGAACCUAAUUCACCGUUGUCCAUAACGCUAAUACGUUCACUAAUUACUAUGCCCAUUGUCCAGUAAGAUGCUCAUUCAUAAUAUCGUCAUACGUUUAAAAGAGAUUUGGCGCUUGAUAGGAGAUAAAGCAAGGAUACCUAUCGGUUUUGUGGAUACAUGACAUUUUCU
Messenger RNA from Paramacrobiotus metropolitanus, 997 nucleotides. RefSeq lists its product as uncharacterized. The record is from RefSeq and is a predicted model, not a curated record. Bases 369 to 821 code for a protein of 150 amino acids. NCBI's taxonomy places the organism in Eukaryota, Metazoa, Tardigrada, Eutardigrada, Parachela, Macrobiotidae. The transcript has 3 exons.